CCGUAGCAAAGUCACUGACGUUGCACCAAAUCCUCCCCGCGUUUCACGAGCCCUUGACUUUCCAAAAUACCUUUUCAGGUGGUUUCUGCAGGAAAGAGAUGACUUGUUAGAGAAAAAAAUCUGUUGCCCGCUCAUGAUUUUAAGGAACAGGGAGAUGAAACCUGAGCUGCCUCCUGUUGCUGCAAGAAAACUGAAAUGAUAAAUGCGGCAUAUUUGUUUUUGAGUUUGUUGGGUACUAAAAAUUAACAAAGAGAGAAAAGAAAAAUAACAUUCAAACUGAUCUUCGUAAGAGCCAGGCCCAGACCCCGGUCUGCACAGGGCUCGCAACGCUCAGCAGAGCGUCUGGGAGGUUUCUAGGGGAGGCAAGUGUUGGCAGAAGAGGUAUUUCUGCUACCACCAAGAGAGACUAAAGCAUUGUUCUCUAACUCCCCGAAAGUUCAAAACACUAGGACUUUAACUUUCAUUUAGUUAAAAGUGUAUUUAACUAGCAUUUUAACUUGCCUUUAACUCGGUUUAAAAAAAUUGAGGCGUUCUCUGCCAGCGAAUCGCUGAGGGCGAUGCGAAUGCCUCGGCCAAGUGCUUGUCUGGGCUGCUUUGAACGGUGGCUCCAGCCCGUCCCGGAGCCCCCGUGUUGCUGCUCCCGGCUGUGCUUUCCCCAAGCCGGGGGCUCCAGUGCCCCGGAGGCAGCUCUGGCUGGGAGGACUGAGCAUCUGUGGGCAGUUCCUGGCUUCUCGCCACGCUCUCCAGCCCCUGCUUAGUCACCUGUAACUGUCCUCUGUGGCCUCCCUCCCACUCUCAUCUCCAUGUCCUUCCUUGAGGGACCCGCAAGGGGAUGUGGGGACUGAAAGAUGGAGGGUAGGAGAAGCACGGUGGGAGGCAGUGAGAUUGUGGCUUGGAUGUCUUAAUGCAACGGGAAGCUUGCCUGGUGUCCGGAGCUUCCUGAUGCCUCACCACAAAGCCCACACGUGUAGCCUUGGUGUCUCGUAGGUCCUACGGACCUUCAUGGUCUUUGCUUCCCUGCCAAACAUAGCUAUGAAACUGUUCCUUGUCCUGCCUGGGCUGGCACCAUGAAGAGGGAAAACGGGUCAGUGGACAGCGGCAUUGUUCACAUGAGGACGUCGACUUCAUUGCACUGGUGUUGCGCUGUGCUGCUGGAGGGCAGAGUUAAGGUGAUGCGGCUGCUGAUGCAUGGCAAGCCGAGAUUUUAUUGCAUUUGGAUGUUUUAGCUCUGAAAUUCUGAGAUUAGUUUUCAGCAUAGCAGUAACACGUGAAGACUGUAUUUUUUUUUUUACAUGCAGGUAAUUGAGACAUACUCUCUAACUUAAUGCUAUCUGCAUUUGAGUUAGAAAUAAGGUGCACAUUUUUGACGGUGUUAUUUGACUGUCAUUUCCAGUUUUAAACGGCUGAAUAAUGCUGUCAGAUUUGAGUCUGAGGACACACGCGCACAAUUGGUAGUAAGCACUUCGUUUGUGAUGAGAAAAAGGGUGCUGGGACUGUGAAGCAUCGCUGAUGAGCACAUAGAGUGGCAGCAAAAGUGUUCAGAUUAGUCACCCUGGCACAUCUACAGCGGGAGGAGCACAUGAAGGCGGAUGGAUUUGCCUUCACAGCAAAGAACAUAAGAACAUGGAAAAGGCUUCAAAAUGUGUUUUUAUUCACUAAAAGGAUGAGUUUCAUCCGGAGCCCAGCUCCCGGGGCAAGGAAAGCUGCUGUGCUGGCUGCCCCCUCUCUCCGAGCACUCCCGAGCCCAGUUGGUUGGGGACGAGAACCGACUUGGCUCCUCCACAAAGUCUCUUUUAUUAGUAGCCAUGUAAGUUGGCCUGCAGCCCCGCCACCUCCGGCUGCAGCCUUGUCAGCUCUCCCAAGCGAAGUGGGGUUAGGCCAGGUCAUCUGGGGGCUUGGGAGAGCCGCAGGGGAAAAGCCAGGUUGCGCCUGGAGCGGGGCUGCCGCCCGGCUAGUUAGUGCCUUUCUGCCCGUGAUGAUCGCAGGUUUUGGGCCUCACGGGCUGCUUUUUUUGCUGGACGUCAGAACUUGCAACAUCUGUACCUGCGAGCGCGUACGUGAGGAUGGCACAGGGCUCUUUGACCUGACAGAUGAAGGCGCGACAAAAUCCAGCGGCUGGGCAAACUCCCGCGGCCAGCGAAGCGCGGAGAUUUUUUUAACAGCUGGAGUGACUCGCUGUCAGGACGGUUUGCCCGGGGCUGCAGCAGACCUUGCCGCCGUGGGGUCCCUUCGAUGGGAACCUGUAGCCUCUCCGGGAGGUUAAGGCCUGUUGUAGGAAUCGGUGAGCAGCUUUUCCUGGAGGAUGCCGUGCCGGAGACACCGCUGGCCAAGCGGGAAGUCUGACCGGACGGUCACGAAAAGCCCUUCAGGCCUCCUGUUCUGACUUCUCUUUCUCUACGGAAGGGAAAUUUUAUCCAAGCCUUGUGUGUUACUGUGGUCACCGGACCGGGGGAUGUGGUACCUUGUUAGGGUGAGUGAAUUUAGCUUGAGGUCUUUAUUUUAAUUACUUGGCAAGCAGUUGCUAAGGGAUCUGUAGCUUGGCGAGAAUGCAAUAGCGAUGCCCAGUAGUGCCUGGUGCCCAUUAAAACCUAUGAUAAACCCUGUGUUGGCUUCUGAGGAUUUUACUCCCUCCUUCCCUCCUCCGUAGCUUGGUUUCAGGGGAGGGGAAGCAUAUGUGGUCACACUGCAGGUGCGUCUCGUCGGAGUGACCUUGGGCAUAGUAAGCCUUGAGCUUACUGUCUAAUUUCCAUCAAAUCAGAGCAAAAUCUCAAAACCACAUCUGAUGCUGUGUCAGGGCAGAUGAAAGUCUCGUGUGCUUCCAGCCCCGCCGCUCCUCGCAGGCCCUGGGUUCGCCAGGGCAGCGCAGGAGCUGUGCAGCCCUGCCGCCGACCGUGCCGAAAGGAGAGGGAGCCGAAAGGAGGUCUUCCCGCCGCCCGGGGAAACUUCCUCGCGCUUGCCCCCGCUUAUCUGUGUGCAGAUCCCUGUUGCAGAUGCCCCUGGUUACGCAUGUGCGAGCACACCUCCGUGCACCUCUACUCCUCGGUGAUGCUGGCCAUCAGGGGAAGCCUGCGUUAUUUAUUGACUUGCAGCGUUGGGCGUGAAGAUGGAAGCACAAAGGUUGCUGGACCUUAAAAGUGAGGUGCAAACAAGAACCCUUCUGUAGGAUAUUAGCACGGGGAGCUGUAUUGCCUAUGGACAGCUAAAAAUAUCACUAGAAUUUUUUUUUGUGUGCUAACCUCCCAUGCAUUUAAAAAAAAAAAAAAUACUUCUGCAAUCAUAGGGGCAAAACUUUGAUUCCAGUUGACGUGGGGUCCUUGCUACACAGCUGCCUCCAAUUUCAGGAGUGUUUCUCACAGGUAGUUCAUCUUGAAGGUCUUCCCCAAGGAUGAGCCGUCUGUCAAGUGGUGCCUCUCAUGCAUGUCCGUGCUCCUUUGCUAAAAACAGCUCGUGUCUGUAUGUCUUGACCCGCUUCUUGGUGCUCUCUGAUCUGUAGAGGAUGAGGUACCUGCAAAAUUUCGAUAGCUGUGUGUCAGGCAGGGCAACUCACACCUUUAAUGACUUAUGUUAAAGAAAUGAACCCUUUCCUAAUGUACCUGAGGCUUCAAAAGCAGGCACAUGCUUUUCAUUAUUUAAAGUUUGUUCUGUCUUUUGAUUCUCUAUGACAUAUUAAAGAACAACUCUGAAAAGCUCAAAGAUAUCCUCAUCUCUAGGGCUCUGCAAGUCUUAGGAGGCAGGAUUGCUUUACAGCUUAAUUGAAGAAAGACCUCGGCAUUGAACUGGGGGAUUGCUCCUCCCAAGGGUUUGCUUGCGCUGGGGCUGCGUGGGUAUUAAGAAAAGCAAAUCUGAAACCAAUGUGCCAGUUGAACAGACAGCGUAGGGGGGAAGGUUUCUUGUCUCUCUGCGUUCUCGUUUCUCUCUUUGUCCGUACCUAGCUGCUGACACAGGUGCCUCCUACCGUGAUUUGGAUAAAAACAGGCAGUUUGAUUUGCUGCAAUCUGGACGCUUUGCUACCCACUGCCUUUGUGGAGAUGUGUGUGGCUGCUUGUGCACUGGUGGAAUUUGUCUCUGCUUUCAGGCCCAGGCCAGCUUUGCCCCAUGAAAUGCUUGCAGGGUAGAGGUGUCCAAGCUGGCUUUUUCAAACAAGUGUUGGUCCUGGACCAGUCUGGUUGUGUUAACCCAGGCCUGGCUUGCUUAGCCUUGGCAUGAAGGAGCCGGAGCUUUGUGCUGUGCUGGUGCAUCUGUGUGAGACUCCUGUGCGUCCAACCUGAUGGAGACGCAGUGCUCCUGUGAUCCUGGUGGUGUGACCUGGGAGGCUUAAACCCUUCUCAGGCUGUUCAUGGGAGUUUUCCACCCUCGGGCCAGGAUUUUGCCAUGGUGGAGAUAGAAACUCAGGUGGCAGCAAAGAAUCAAAGCUUUGUGGUGUCCCAUCUCAGCUUCGGUGCCUGGUGGGUGAAUGUAACACUGCCGUUCUUGUCCUCAAGGGCACUGUUAUCAAAAUGUGGAGAACUGGGUGUUUUGUGGGGUUUUCCCCACUAUUUUUUCUAACAUCAGCAGAGCUGUCUUUCAUCUCAUAUGAUCCUCACUCUGAUUGCUAAAGCCAUAGGGCCCACAUUGCAUUUGGCUGCCCUCUUCCAGCCCACAGCUGCUCUCUGCAGCAGGCGCUGCGCUGUGCUUGCAGAGGGGACUUGGAACAGCAAAGCAGCCAGAAUCUCCCUCUCUCAUCUUUUCCGUUUAAACUUGGCUUCCUACGAAGGGAAGACUAGUGUGUGCAUGAGUCUGCGUACAAGGGAGCGUGUGGAGGGCCGGUUCGCAGGCACUGGGUCCCUUGGAUCCUGUGUGCUUGCGCUCGGAGCAACCCUUUGCAUCGCCCGUGUGGUGCCCAGGCUCCGUGCCAGCCCAUGGCACACUGGCCGUGGAGUCAGGGCCACAGCUUUGGGGUGGCUCCGUGUGCAUUUUGGGUGCUUAGUCCGCUCCUCCCUCUCCAUCUUACUGUGGUCCAGUUGUUCCUCUCUCAAAUGGGGCUGGGAAGACCUCAGCAGGAGAUGUACCUCCCCAUCCUGUAAGGGGCUGCCAGAGAAGAGGGGCUUUUCCAUUAGUGCACCCAUUGAGAGAAAGGGCGCUGUGCGAGCCCUCAUGAGACAUCAGAGAAUCCACAUAAAGCACCUUCUCAUGCUGCCCUCUCUUCCCUCCUCCUCCGAGAUAGAAAUAAGCACAAAAUCAGGCUUCCCUGAAACUUUUGCUCAGGAAACUACUUGCUGAAGCAUUAAUGGGGGGGAAGGGGAGGAACAUAAACAGACCCAUAUGUGGAGCAAAACAAUUUGAUCUUAUUUGCAAAUGUGACUCUGAAUCUGCAGUAGGUGGUUAAAAGUAGUAGUGAGCCCUCAUACUUGCAGCACAGUCUCAGCUGGUGUCCCCAGAAGAUGUGCGGGCCCUGGUGAAGCCGGGAGCUGUACUGGAGCUGGCCGGCCAGGGACUGCGCCGGCAGCGAGGAGCAGAUACCUCGUCUCGUGAUGCGGGGCCGGCUCUUCACCCCGCCGGGCCCUGCUGCGGCCGACCGAGUCUCCGGCAUCCAGCUGCCACAUUUCAUUACCUGAUGGACAGACCUGGAUCCGCUUUGGCCUGUUUAAAUGUCACCCGUACCGAAUCCCGGUGGAGGUGGCGGGGCCGGGGCUGGCACGCGGGGCUGGCUCCCUUCCUCCCGUCCCUCCUGCUCCGUCUCUGAAGACCGCUGCAGAGGAGCUCCCGGUGGAGCAGGGCUGCCAGCACGCAGCGUUUCUGCUCCCUCACAGACUGGCUCGGUGAGCUGAUCCCGGGCAGGGGCUGGAAGUCAGGGAGAAGUUCGGAUCUCCUUGCAGAGAGGGCUUUGGUUUGAUUUUGGUUCUGCUUUUCUAGGUGGGUUUGGCAUUGCAGUUUUAUUAUGGAUGGAUAAAAUUGUUUGUUGGUAAAAGCAAAGUCAAAAUCAAGGGUUUUGACUAAGGGAUUUUGCCAGCAGCAGCCAAAUUUCCUCAAAACACGGUGUUGCUGGAUCGGUGUGUUCUGAUUUGAGUGGAAAAGCGUUCCUGAAGACCACUCUGCUUCCAAAGAGAAACUUUGGGCUCUGGCACAUGCAGGUGGCCAGGCACCGUGAUUCCCCUGUUCAUACCAGCUCCACGUCCUUGAGCCCCUCAUCGAGCCUUCCCACAGGGAAUUCGGCAGACGGUCAUCCCAACUACCUCGAGGCGCCUGCAAACACUUCAAGGGCGCUGCCAUCCCCCAUGAACGCCAUCGGGUCUCCUGUGAAUGCGCUGGGCUCGCCGUACAGGGUCAUCGCGUCCUCCCUUGGGUCGCACUCCGUCUCCCUGUCCUCGGCCCCGGGCAUGAAUUUCGUGACGCAUGCCAGUCCGCAGCUCAAUGUCCUGAACAACGUCAGCAGCUCUGAAGACAUCAAGCCCUUGACAGGUCUCCCAGGGAUUGGAAGCAUGAAUUAUCCAUCCGCGAGCCCAGGAUCCUUAGCCAAACACAUCUGUGCCAUCUGUGGGGACAGAUCCUCAGGGAAGCACUAUGGGGUAUACAGCUGCGAGGGCUGCAAAGGCUUCUUCAAGAGGACGAUCCGGAAGGACCUGAUCUACACUUGUCGUGACAACAAGGACUGCCUCAUAGACAAGCGCCAGCGCAACCGCUGCCAGUACUGCCGCUAUCAGAAGUGCCUCGCAAUGGGGAUGAAGAGGGAAGCUGUGCAAGAGGAGAGGCAGCGGAGCCGGGAGCGGAGCGAGAACGAAGCAGAGUCCACAAGCACCGGCAGCGAGGACAUGCCUGUGGAGAGGAUCCUGGAGGCCGAGCUGGCGGUGGAGCCCAAGACGGAGGCGUACAGCGACGUGAGCACAGAGAGCUCGACCAACGACCCCGUCACCAACAUAUGCCACGCCGCGGACAAGCAGCUCUUCACGCUCGUCGAGUGGGCCAAGCGCAUCCCCCACUUCUCCGACCUGACGCUGGAGGACCAAGUCAUUCUCCUCCGGGCAGGCUGGAACGAGCUGCUAAUCGCCUCCUUCUCCCAUCGCUCUGUGUCCGUGCAAGAUGGCAUCCUUCUGGCGACGGGCUUGCACGUGCACCGCAGCAGCGCGCACAGUGCUGGCGUGGGCUCCAUCUUCGACAGGGUUUUGACAGAGCUGGUGUCCAAAAUGAAGGACAUGCAGAUGGACAAGUCGGAGUUGGGGUGCUUGCGAGCCAUCGUCCUGUUUAACCCGGAUGCCAAGGGUUUGUCCAGUCCUUCAGAGGUGGAGUCGCUGCGGGAGAAGGUCUACGCCACGCUGGAAGCCUACACAAAGCAGAAGUACCCCGAGCAACCAGGACGGUUUGCCAAACUGCUCCUGCGCCUGCCAGCGUUGCGAUCCAUCGGGCUGAAGUGCCUGGAGCACCUCUUCUUCUUCAAGCUGAUUGGGGACACCCCCAUCGACACCUUCCUCAUGGAGAUGCUGGAAACGCCCCUGCAGGUCACCUGAGGGUCUGGCCACCCCAGACGGACCCUAGCCCCUCUGUGGCCCUGCACAGCCUCCCACCCCUCCACCCCAGCCCUAGGAGGGCUCGAGAGGCUUCCCCCACGCUCUGCUCCUCCUCGGUGGGAUUGUCGUGUUUUUGUACAGCUGUAAAUCGCCCCCUCUAACUCUCCCUGGCCCAGCCCUGGGUGCUCUGCAGAUUCUCCCACCAGCUAACCAGCCACCUGACCCCCUGUACAGAUAAUUGCUUUAAAUUAUUUUUUCACUCUCAAUAAAGGCCAACAGAACAAAUAAAAUAAUAUAUG
This is a messenger RNA of Struthio camelus australis, 7780 nucleotides long. The record is from RefSeq and is a predicted model, not a curated record. NCBI's taxonomy places the organism in Eukaryota, Metazoa, Chordata, Aves, Struthioniformes, Struthionidae.